Molecule: messenger RNA, 1350 nt
Organism: Triticum turgidum subsp. durum (durum wheat)
Lineage: Eukaryota; Viridiplantae; Streptophyta; Magnoliopsida; Poales; Poaceae
Source: the annotation of a GenBank genome assembly
AUGGCCGUGCCCACCAACGACUCCGCCGUGCGCGCGCGCCUCCGCCGUCUCGGCGAGCCCAUCACGCUCUUCGGCGAGCGCGAGAUGGAGCGCCGCGACCGCCUACGCGCACUCAUGGUCCGCCUCGAGGCCGACGGCCAGUUCGACCGCCUCCUCCGCGCGCAGGAGGACGAGCAGGGAGCCCCGGGCGACGACGACGACAUGGAGCAGAUCCAGUACCCUUUCUUCACCGAGGGGACCAACCAACUGCUUCAGGCGCGCGUUGAUAUAGCUAUGUACUCGCUGCCCCGCGCUAAGGCCAGGGUCGACAGUGCCAAACGCCGCCUGGCUGGCCCCGACGAGGACCCCGAGGCAGAGGCCGCCCUUGUUGUCAAGCAGGCGGGGGACUUCGUGCUUGAGUGCAGCGAGAUUGGAGAUGACCGCCCGCUCACCGGUUGCUCCUUCUCCCGCGAUGCCUCAAUGCUCGCCACAAGCUCCUGGAGCGGGAUCAUCAAAGUAUGGAGCAUGCCACAGAUAACUAAAAUUGCAACCCUGAAAGGUCAUACAGAACGUGCAACUGAUGUUGCCUUCUCUCCAGUUGAUAACUGCUUAGCGACAGCCUCAGCUGAUAAAACUGCCAAAUUAUGGAACAGAGAUGGGUCACUCCUAAUGUCUUUUGAUGGUCACCUGGACCGUCUUGCUCGCGUUGCUUUUCAUCCAUCUGGAAAGUACCUUGGUACAGCUAGCUUUGACAAGACCUGGAGAUUGUGGGACAUCAAUACUGGAACUGAACUUCUACUCCAAGAGGGACAUAGCAGAAGUGUAUAUGGUGUUAGCUUUCAUCCAGAUGGUUCUUUAGCUGCAUCUUGUGGGCUUGAUGCGAAUGCUCGAGUUUGGGAUCUAAGGUCAGGAAGAUUGUACUGUACCCUCAUUGGACAUGUGAAACCUGUCCUAGGAGUCAGCUUCUCCCCUAAUGGUCAUCUAGUUGCAACUGCAAGUGAAGACAAUUUCUGUCGAAUAUGGGAUUUGAGGACCAGACAAAUGGUAUACUCUAUACCGGCACAUAAGAGUCUCAUCUCGCACGUGAAAUUUGAACCCCAGGAGGGUUAUUAUUUAGCGACAUCUUCCUAUGACAGUAAAGCAGCGGGCAUCCGGAUGGAGGAGAUGCCGGCGAAGAAGGCGAAGAAGAGACCGGCGGUUGUCGUCGCUCCGGGCGAGAGCGACGAGGCGGCGAUGGCUCGGUUCGUGCGGGAGCAUCCGCAGUAUGUCCAGGCCGAGCUGCGCGACAUCGUGGCGAAAAAGAAGGGGGUGAAGGAGGACGAGGCCGGCUCCUCGACUGUGAUCCCUAUCGAGUUGUCGGAUGAGGACUAG